Messenger RNA from Brienomyrus brachyistius, 528 nucleotides. Its product is annotated as hemoglobin subunit alpha-1-like. Gene Ontology annotation, molecular function: oxygen binding; peroxidase activity; organic acid binding. The transcript has 3 exons. Gene Ontology annotation, biological process: oxygen transport; hydrogen peroxide catabolic process. Gene Ontology annotation, cellular component: haptoglobin-hemoglobin complex; hemoglobin complex; blood microparticle. Lineage: Eukaryota; Metazoa; Chordata; Actinopteri; Osteoglossiformes; Mormyridae. The record is from RefSeq and is a predicted model, not a curated record. Bases 31 to 462 code for a protein of 143 amino acids.
AUUUACCUCGUAAUCCAAACAACAAGCAACAUGAGUCUCACAGCUAAGGAUAAGGCUACCGUCCAGGCCUUCUGGAGUAAGGUUUCUGGCAAGAUAGAUGAUGUCGGCCAUGAGGCUCUUUCCAGAAUGCUGGCGGUGUACCCUCAGACUAAGACUUACUUCUCCCACUGGAAAGACCUGAGCCCCGGCUCUGCUCCGGUGAAGAAGCACGGGAAAAUCAUCGUAGGAGGUGUCGGCGAAGCUGUUGCCAAAAUCGACGACCUGACCAACGGUCUUCUCAACCUGAGUGAGCUGCAUGCUUUCCAGCUGCGUGUUGAUCCUGCUAAUUUCAAGAUUCUGUCCCACAACCUGCUGGUGGUGAUGGCCAUGCUCUUCCCCAAUGACUUCACCCCCGAGGUCCACGUGGCCAUGGACAAGUUCCUCGCGAGGCUGGCUCUGGCUCUGUCUGAGAAAUACCGAUAAGCGCUGGGCCGAUACCGGCGUUUUUAAGCUCGUGUGAAACAAUGUAACACGUCAGAAAUAAUAAAA